CACACAGAGUCCUCAGCAGCCUUGUGUAAGUGUUCCCUCGGGGGAAACAGAUUCGGACUCAGUGCGACUUCCAUAGACGUCUGCUGUUGCCAAGACGAGACGCAGCCUAUUUAAGAUAAUCACAUGAUUUCACUGGGAGUCAUAAUGAUCCGCGAAGGUCACUGGGUAGAGAGCGAGAGAGCGGCAGAGUGAGCGUGUGUGUGUGUGUGUGUGAGAGAGAGAGAGAGAGAGAGAGAGAGAGAGAGAGAGACGUUCGAUACUGAUCGGACUGUCUGAGUGGAAAAAAGGAAAAUGACUUUCCGGGAGAGAGGACUUGAGUUCAAGCGAUUUGCCGCGUCGGGAUACUGCGCUUGGAAAUGAAUGGAAAACCAAAGUGGCACAAUUGAAGAAGCCUGCAUCUGAAACUCGUUGAUGCUUCAUACACCAGAAGUCCUGCAGAACUGCUGCUGCUGCUUCUGCUGUUGGACUGGUUUACUGGAGCUCUUGGGACUGCUCACAAGUGGCCGUGUGAAAUAGGCUUUAGCGUUUGCGUAAAGGUGACACAGAAAAAAAAUGGCUUUCUUAUGGAUUUGUUGGAGAAACUGGACGCGGCCGUUGCUCGUUUUCCAUCUCUUUUGCUUUUUCACACUGAGCAAAAGCGUGCUUUUGAAUAAUGGUGCUGACAGUGCUGAAUCUCAUCAAGAAACAUCGGCCCUGCUCCGAUCUCUCAAUUUACCUCAACAUACAGAAUAUGAGAUUGUAUCUCCCUAUGAGGUCAACCACCAAGGCGCUUACAUCUCUCACGAAGUUGCCCACCACCAGCGCAGAAGGCGACGCAGAUCCCUAACCCCAGAUGCAGGCUCAUCAAACACUGACAGCAGCAGCGAAACGGUCCACUUCCGGCUGAGUGGCUUGGGGCAAGACUUCCACAUGGAACUGAGGGAGGCCUCGGAGAGCCUGAUUGCACCUGGCUUUACCAUCCAGGUCCUGGGAAAGAACGGCACCAAGAGCCUGAGGGCCUACCACCACCACGACCUCUGCUUUUACCAGGGGUCGUUGAGGUCAAGGGUCAACUCCUCGGUGGCACUGUCCACAUGCAUGGGGAUGUCAGGUUUGAUCAGAACACAGGAUGCAGACUACUUCUUGAGACCCGUGUCCCACAGCCUCGCUCAGAGUGAGAACUUCCCAGCACCCUCCAGCCGCCAGCCACACAUCCUCUACAAGAGCAAGAGGGACCCCCGGACAGAGCAGAGAGGUCACAAGCCUCGGACGCUUCAGAAGAGAGCCACAGCUUCAACUCAUCACAAAUCGCACACACACUUUGUCACCAAGAGAUCCACAGACUCACAGACAGACCCCACCUACAACACAGUUAUUGAAGGUCAACACAGGGGCCAGCAAAAACAACAAAGUGAUAUCCAUGGUUAUCACCAUGGCAACAAUAACAACAACAGUCAUGGUGACCAGAUGGAGCAUCAUGGCAGUGGUCAUCACCGCAACAGCCAUCGCCAUGACAAUGACUACAGACAUGGGGAGAAGCAGAGGCAACACUUCUGCGGGAGACGGAAGAAAUACAUGCCCAAACCUCCAGAAGAGGAUGUCUUUAUCCUUCCAGAUGAGUACAAGUUCAUCCCCAGGUACAAAAGAGCAGUGCUAAUGAAGAACCAGGCCAAUCAGAAGCUCAACGUGGAGAUGCUGGUGGUGGUGGACAGGAAGAUGAUGGACAACCAUGGCCACGAGAACAUUACCACAUAUGUUCUUACUGUGCUUAAUAUGGUCUCCAGUCUCUUCAAAGACGGUACGAUAGGGGGGAACAUUAACAUAGUGAUAGUGGGCCUCGUGCUUCUGGAUGAAGAGCAGGAUGGCUUGGUGAUCAACCACCAUGCAGACCACACACUGAACAGCUUCUGCCACUGGCAGUCCACUCUGGGAGGCAGAGAGGGCCGACACCACGACCACGCCAUCCUCCUGACAGGACUCGACAUCUGCUCUUGGAAGAAUGAACCCUGUGACACUCUUGGUUUUGCUCCAAUUAGUGGGAUGUGCAGCAAGUACCGGAGCUGUACCAUUAAUGAGGACACAGGCCUGGGUCUGGCAUUCACCAUCGCCCAUGAAUCCGGACACAAUUUUGGAAUGGUCCAUGAUGGUGAAGGGAACGUUUGUAAGAAGUCAGAGGGCAACAUCAUGUCUCCCACAUUAGCCGGACACAAUGGUAUCUUCUCCUGGUCUGCCUGCAGCCGCCAGUACCUCAGCCGCUUCCUCAAUUCUGCCCAGGCUCUGUGCUUAUCAGAUGAACCCAGAGCAGUCAAAGAGUAUCGGUACCCUGAGAAGCUGCCUGGCGAGCUGUACGAUGCAGACACACAGUGUAAAUGGCAAUUUGGGGAGAAGGCUAAACUCUGCACACUCGACUUCAAGAAGGAUAUCUGCAAGGCUCUGUGGUGCCACCGUGUUGGGAGAAAGUGUGAGACCAAGUUCAUGCCAGCUGCUGAAGGCUCUGCCUGCGGCCCUGAUAUGUGGUGUCGUAGGGGCCAGUGUGUGAAACAGGGUGACGAGGGCCCGAGGCCUCAGCAUGGCCAGUGGUCAGAGUGGUCGUCCUGGUCUGCCUGCUCGCGAAGCUGUGAGAGCGGAGUCACCUAUCGAGAGAGGCAGUGCAACAACCCCAGACCUGCAUAUGGAGGGAAGUUCUGUGGGGGCUCCUCCAGGUCGUACAAACUGUGUAACACUGAGGAUUGUCCCCCCAACACCACUGACUAUAGAGCGCAGCAGUGUGCAGAGUUCAACAGCAAACAGUUCAGAGGGUGGUACUACACCUGGAGGCCAUACACUAGAGUGGAUGAUCAAGAUGUAUGUAAGCUCUACUGCUUUGCUGAAGGCUAUGAUUUCUUCUUUGCCCUGGCCAGCAAAGUUAAGGAUGGGACACUCUGCUCACAGGACAGUUCUAAUGUCUGUAUCGACGGACUGUGUGAGAGAGUGGGCUGCGACCGUGUUUUGGGCUCCACAGCAGUGCCUGAUGCUUGCGGGGUGUGUAAAGGAGACAACUCCACCUGUAAGAUCUACAAAGGACAGUACUCUAAGCAGCAUUAUACUAACCAGUACUAUGGGGUGGUAACCAUCCCAGCAGGGGCUCGGAGUAUCCGUGUGAUGGAACUGAAUACGUCCAGCUCCUACCUGGCUGUCAGGGACUCUCAGAGACGCUACUACCUGAAUGGACACUGGACGGUGGACUGGCCAGGCAGACACCCCAUUGCUGGAGCCAUUUUUGAGUACAAGAGACCCUACAACAGACCAGAGAGCCUCAUAUCAACUGGUCCCACCAAUGAGACACUGGUCAUAGAGAUAUUGUUGCAGGGCUGGAACCCAGGUGUACGUUGGGAAUACACUCUGAAGAAGGCUGAUGAGAAAAGGAAUCACAUCAAACACAAUUAUACAUGGGCCAUCAUACGCGCCCAGUGCUCGGCAACUUGUGCCGGAGGCCAGAUGAACACCAAGUCAGCGUGCUACAAAGACUUGAGAGUGCAGGUGAAUACAUCCUACUGCAAUCCCAAAUCAAGACCAGCUACUGGACUGAUGCCCUGCAACACCCAACCAUGUCCCACCAGCUGGUCUGUAGGAGAGUGGGGGCUGUGCAGCCGGAGCUGUGGAGGAGGGCAGCAGACGCGGCAGGUCCAGUGCGUCCAGAGAAUCAGCCAGACCAAGGUAGACGACCUGGCCGACUCUCACUGUGCCCAGCCCACCCCAGCCAGGAGGCAGGGCUGCAACACACACAGCUGUCCAGCAGUGUGGAGCACUGGGCCGUGGUCACAGUGUUCUCGUAAGUGUGGCAACGGCUUGAGGAAGAGGACAGUGCUGUGUACGAGCACCAACCCAGGUGCCCAGACUCACACGCUGCCAGACAGUGUGUGUGCGGGCCUGCCGAAACCCGCCAGUCAAGAAUCCUGUUUCAUCAAACGCUGCCAGAAACAACGCAAAGUCCAGUGGUUUGUCUCCACGUGGCAAGAGUGUUCAGUAACAUGUGGUCGUGGCUAUCAGGCACGCUUCAUCAAAUGUGCAGAGAAGGACACUGCAGGAAAAUACAGAGAGCUUGCUGCCAAGAAGUGCCACCAUGUCCCCAAGCCCGCAGUAGAGCUCCAGAGGCCCUGCAUCCUGGCUGAGUGCCCCGUCCGCACUACCCCACCAGUCCACCGAUGGAGCAUGUAUCAUCGCACCUAUCCACCUCAACCCCUCCCUCAACCUCCACCUCGAGCAGAAUGGCACUCAUCUCCUUGGUCUCAGUGCACAGUGACAUGUGGAGGAGGAGUGCAGGCCAGGACGGUCCAAUGUCUGGUCCAAGGGAAGCCUUCUCCUGGCUGUGCCCUCCAUCUUAAACCCUCAAUGUCCCAGGCCUGCAACACCAACUUCUGCCCACAACCUGAGAAGAAAGACCUUACAUGUAGGGAUUACUUCAACUGGUGUUACCUGGUGCCCCAGCACGGAGUCUGCAGCCACAAGUUCUAUGGCAAGCAGUGCUGCCAAUCCUGUUCAAAUUCAAACCUAUAAUCAUACGGAGUGACUCUGUCUGUGACACAGACAGAUAGGUAGUUAGAUAGACAAAAGACUAUAUUUGACGUCCAUGCUUGAAAAGACAGUGGUUUUGCUAUAAGCGUGUGGCGAGCACUGAAAAACAAAUGGCAUUUCAAUGGAAGUGCAAGAGAGUUGCAGUGCCCUUUCUUCUCCCUGUGAUGCCGGACAUCUGGAUACAAGAACUUGAUGCUGACAGCACUACACAGGAAUGUGAUCAGGACAGUACAAAUAAAGGAGAGAAUUAUGAGGAAGAACUAGCUAAAUGGGAAUCUUGAUUAAAGCGAGUAGGACUGACAUGUCCAAAUGAAACUGAAAACCUGAAAAAUCCCAGCUUUGUUUAUAUACUAUAUGUAAUUGAACAGAUCUGUACCCAGGACAACCAACAUCUUCCAGUCAACCAAAGGCAGGCCAACAGAGAAAAACGGUUGACGAGGUUUCAGGCACUGCCACGCAACAACAUAUGAUGCGCCCAGUCUGCACUGCAAUUCGUGAUCAAUUGGAAAUCUGGGGUCUGAUAAUGAAAAGGGAAGUUUCAAAGAAACAAGCAAGAAUUUUACUCUAAGGCUUGAUAAAAAACAGGGUCGGAAUAAUCAAAGUGGGCUUCCUCAAUAGCUGGACAAUAGCAGGAAGCUUUGUAAUGUCAUGUAAAAGAAAAAACUAAAUGCAUCAUACAUGAGAGAACUAUUCUGAGAUGGGUCAAGGCUGUGUGAACUGACUUUCAUACUCAGUGGUGCUACAACGUUGUCUUCUGUCACCAACUCAAUGUGAAAUCCUCAAGUUUCAGGAAAGAACAAAUGAAUUGUGUGACCCAUGUACAGUAUUGUUUGUUUUAUUUAUUGGCUUUACAAUACAGCAUUGCUGGAAGACUGUAUUAAUAAGCAGUAUAAAUGUGUACUUUUAUUACUCUACCCUAAGCCCAUUACCUUUACAUUUUGUAUCAUGUUUCAUAGGAUUUCAUGCUGACAAAAUUCACCUUUUUUAUUCAAAACAUUUAAAAAUGUUGAUGCUGUGAUGUCAAAAGCCCAAUUCAGCAAUGUCAACAAUGAUUGGUGAUCAUUUACAACAGCUGUCGAGUGGAAAUAACAAAAGGUAUGAGCAGGCUGCUUGAAGAGUCACUGCUCCAUUUUUCCAUUACAUUGCCCUACAUUAUUACACAUGUCAUGUAUUGCAUGCAUUGAUAUGGCACAAAAAUAAUGCAUUAUAUAUUGGUUAUGGUUUAAAAGCAAUGACAGAUGAUGGCUAAUGCUAUUUCAAUGUGAUUUUUACAGUGUAAAUGAAAUAACAAUAAACAAAUGUGUGUCACGUCAGCAUCUCA
Molecule: messenger RNA, 5854 nt
Organism: Siniperca chuatsi (mandarin fish)
Lineage: Eukaryota; Metazoa; Chordata; Actinopteri; Centrarchiformes; Sinipercidae
Product: A disintegrin and metalloproteinase with thrombospondin motifs 16
Exons: 24
Coding region: 553-4515 (1320 amino acids)
Biological process (GO): proteolysis; extracellular matrix organization
Cellular component (GO): extracellular matrix
Molecular function (GO): metalloendopeptidase activity
Source: RefSeq, a predicted model, not a curated record